Molecule: messenger RNA, 488 nt
Organism: Klebsormidium nitens
Lineage: Eukaryota; Viridiplantae; Streptophyta; Klebsormidiophyceae; Klebsormidiales; Klebsormidiaceae
Source: the annotation of a GenBank genome assembly
CGGAGCAGCGUUAUGCAGCCGCACAGUAUGAGCUGGGCAUGCGCUACAAUCAAGGCGAGGGCGUGGACGAGGUCUACUCCAAGGCCGUGGAGUGGUACAGGAAGGCCGCCGAGCAGGGAUAUGUGGUCGCACAGUACGAGCUGGGCAUGCACUACUACAAAGGGGAGGGUAUCGGCAGGGAUUUCUACAAAGCCGUGGAGUGGUUGAGGACGGCCGCCGAGCAGGGGUAUGCGGUCGCACAAUACGAGCUGGGCAUGCGCUUCUAUAAAGGCGAGGGCGUCGGCAAGGACUUCUCGAAGGCCAUGGAAUGGUACCAGAAGGCCUCCGAGCAGGAGUGCCACAAUGCUACAGUUGCAAUGGAACUGUUGGCCAAGGUGGUGGUGGCGAAUCGAGUGCAGAUAAAGAUGGGUUUGUUUCGGGGCAUUUCCGUUGUUGGGUUGUUCGUCCUUAUUUCCCUCAUAAAGAUGGAAUCAGAGCAAGAGAAGUGA